AUGGCAGGAUCAACGACAACGGACCUGAAACUGCCCAAAUUCGACGAGCUGCCCCUGCAUUCAAGCCAUCCCCUUCACUCGGCGUGGUUUGUGUGGGGAGAGGACGACCAGCUGGGAUGCCUCAACCACUUGACUCCAGCACGCGUUAGGAAUGCUUCAGCCACCGAGAUCCAGACCGGUGUUUCCGUGGGCUUGAACUGGGGCCUGGACCAGAUGAAAGUGCCGCCGUUUUACCGGACCAAGCUGAGGCAUGAAAUCCUCCAGCUUGGGGAGUGCAUCAAUGACGACAGCCUCGAGUUCAACACGCAGACCAGCAGCCAGUGGGACGGUUUCAGGCAUUGGUCGUUCCCCGAUGGGAGAUUCUAUAACGGAGCAACGCAGGACCAAGUUCGAAAGGGCACGUCGACCAGGAAUGGCAUUCACGAAUGGACCAAGCGAGGUAUUGUUGGGCGAGGAGUCUUGAUUGAUCAUUACGCAUGGGUGACGGAGCGAGGGGAUCAAGGCUACGACCCCUGGGAGUAUCACAAGAUCCCCGUAUCAGAGAUUGAGGCUAUUGCAAAGGCCAGAGGCAUUACAUUCCAGACAGGUGAUAUCCUGUUCCUACGGACAGGUUUCGUCCACAGAUACCAGACCAUGCCCCUGGACGAGCUCACGGCCAAGAUGGAACAACCAGAAUACUUCUACCCUGGGCUCGAGGGCUCCCUAGACUCCCUCCGUUGGCUCUGGGAGACUCGCUUCGCCGCGGUCGCCGCCGAUAGUCCGGGGUUCGAAGCCUGGAGUGCCGGUCUCGGAGACUCGAGCGAGCAGUUCCGCAUGCACGAAGUCAUUCUGUCCGGGUUUGGCCUGCCGAUAGGGGAGUUGUUUGACCUUGAAGCGUUGGCACGGGAGUGCAACAAGCAGCAGAGAUGGACGUUCUUCGUCACCAGCAUGCCCUUGAAUGUACCUGGAGGUGUAGGGAGUCCCCCCAAUGCUGUGGCGAUAUUUUAGGAGCAACCGGGCUUGUGCCCACCCUUCACGUGGUGAGCCACAGCUCGAACCUUGAGCUACAAGAACCUCG
Messenger RNA from Cladophialophora immunda, 1057 nucleotides. RefSeq lists its product as uncharacterized. Gene Ontology annotation, molecular function: arylformamidase activity. The coding region runs from base 1 to 987 and encodes 328 amino acids. The transcript has 4 exons. NCBI's taxonomy places the organism in Eukaryota, Fungi, Ascomycota, Eurotiomycetes, Chaetothyriales, Herpotrichiellaceae. The record is from RefSeq and is a predicted model, not a curated record.